This is a messenger RNA of Cynara cardunculus var. scolymus (artichoke), 2067 nucleotides long. RefSeq names its product external alternative NAD(P)H-ubiquinone oxidoreductase B1, mitochondrial-like. The record is from RefSeq and is a predicted model, not a curated record. The transcript is spliced from 10 exons. Gene Ontology annotation, molecular function: calcium ion binding; NADH dehydrogenase activity. NCBI's taxonomy places the organism in Eukaryota, Viridiplantae, Streptophyta, Magnoliopsida, Asterales, Asteraceae. The coding region runs from base 96 to 1826 and encodes 576 amino acids.
ACUACCCCUCAAUAAGCCAUCGAUGUAUCCAGAAAGCAGGAGCCAAGCUCAAAUUCCCUUUCAACUGUCAUAACAGAACACUUCCAUUUCAUCAGAUGAAGCUUUUCUCCUAUCUCAACAAAGCUUUUAAUGGCUUCCCCUCUUCCUCCAAGCUUCUCCUUGUCUUCUCUCUCAGUGGUGGGGGUCUUGUUGCUUACUCAGAAUCACAAUCAACCAGUGCCACAAACAACACAGAACUCGAACGAUUAGCAAAUAAGAAAAAAGUGGUUGUCCUUGGAACAGGAUGGGCUAGUGCGAGCUUCCUCAAGGACUUGGAUAUUUCUUCAUAUGAUGUUCGGGUGGUUUCUCCACGAAACUAUUUUGCUUUCACCCCAUUGUUACCUAGUGUUACAUGCGGAACAGUCGAGGCACGGAGCAUCGUGGAGCCAAUUCGUAACAUCGUUAAAAAGAAAAAUGGAGAAAUUCAAUUUUGGGAAGCAGAAUGCACCAAGAUUGAUGCAGCAAAGAAGAAAGUUUUUUGUCGCUCCAGUAUUGAAGCAAACUUGGUGGGAAAGAAAGAGUUUUCUCUGGACUAUGACUAUUUGGUUAUUGCAACAGGUGCAGAAGUAAAUACCUUCAAUACCCCUGGCGUCGUGGAGUAUUGCCAUUUUCUCAAGGAAGUUGAAGAUGCUCAAAAGAUCCGUGCAAGUGUAAUAGAUUGUUUUGAAAAAGCUAUCCUGCCAGAGUUAACCGAAGAAGAACGGAGAAUAAACCUCCACUUUGUAAUAGUAGGAGGGGGGCCAACUGGAGUAGAAUUUGCAGCAGAGCUACAUGACUUUGUCUAUGAAGAUUUAGUCAAAUUGUAUCCCAUGGUUCGGGAUCUGGUUAGCAUAACAGUCAUCCAAUCUGGUGAUCAUAUUUUGAACACGUAUGACAGUAGAAUCAGCUCAUUUGCUGAAACAAAAUUUGCUAGGGAUGGUAUUGAUGUAUGUACUGGAUGUCGAGUUUUGAGUGUAACAGAUAAAAACGUUAACAUGAAAAUUAAGUCUACUGGUGAAUAUGUUCCUGUACCUCAUGGAAUGGUUGUUUGGUCAACUGGUGUUACGACGCGGCCGGUUGUGAAGGACUUCAUGGAACAAAUUGGCCAGGGAAAAAGACGGGUUUUAGCGACUGAUGAAUGGUUGCGAGUAAAGGGAUAUGAAGAUGUUUAUGCUAUCGGUGAUUGUGCCACCAUUGAUCAGCGUAAAGUCAUGGAAGAUAUUGCUGCUAUAUUCAAGGCAGCUGACAAGAAUAACUCUGGCACCCUGAAUGUGGAAGAAUUUCAAGAUAUGAUUGAUGACAUACUCAUUCGUUAUCCCCAAGUUGAUCUCCAUUUGCAGAGCGAGCAUCUUUCCAGUGUGACCGACCUUUUAAAAGAUCCGGAGGGAAAUGCUAGGAAGGAAAUUGACAUUGAAGGAUUCAAAUUAGCUCUUUCUCACGUAGAUUCCCAGUUGAAAAGUCUCCCUGCAACAGCUCAGGUUGCUGCCCAACAAGGUGCAUAUCUGUCAAGGUGCUUUAACAGGAGGGAGUUAUGCAAGACUCAACCAGAAGGUCCUCGCCGGUUCCAGGGUCAAGGGCGUCAUGAAUUCAUGCCCUUUAGGUAUAAGCAUUUUGGGCAGUUUGCACCUUUAGGUGGAGAGCAGGCAGCAGCUGAACUGCCCGGAGAUUGGGUUUCUGUGGGUCGUAGCACGCAAUGGCUCUGGUAUUCUGUUUAUGCUAGCAAACAAGUAAGCUGGCGAACAAGGGUGCUAGUUGUAUUUGACUGGACGAGGAGAUUCAUUUUCGGUCGAGAUUCGAGUGGAAUUUGAAUCAUGUUGGCUUGGUUUUAGUUUCAUCAGUGUUGUUUGAUGCAAAAUGAAUCCCCAAAUAUACAUGUGACAACCUUCCUGCAAAGCCAAAAUGUUUCGAGGCAUCUUUGAUGUUUUGUUGCGAAAAUUAUCUAAUCAGGAUCCAGCUUAAAAUACGAUGUUUACUUAUGUUUCGUUUGGUAAUAUUUAAUUUUCAAAUGUUAUGUUUGCAUCUAUAUUAAUUUAACGGUAUUGUGAUUUU